Molecule: messenger RNA, 792 nt
Organism: Passer domesticus (house sparrow)
Lineage: Eukaryota; Metazoa; Chordata; Aves; Passeriformes; Passeridae
Gene: ACER1
Product: alkaline ceramidase 1
Exons: 6
Coding region: 1-792 (263 amino acids)
Biological process (GO): sphingosine biosynthetic process; ceramide catabolic process
Cellular component (GO): membrane; endoplasmic reticulum
Source: RefSeq, a predicted model, not a curated record
AUGCCGAGCAUAUUUUCCUACCAGAGUGCCGAGGUGGAUUGGUGUGAGAGCAACUUCGAGCGCUCGGCGGUGAUUGCCGAGUACUACAACACCAUCAGCAAUGUGAGCUUCUUUGUGCUGUCUCCUGCGCUGCUGUACCUCAACAGGCAGUACUGCCAGAAGAAGGCUGUGCCCCUCUACUUUGUCUCAGGGCUGCUCCUCCUCGUAGGUCUCUUCUCCAUGUACUUCCACAUGACCCUGAGCUACGUGGGACAGCUCUUGGAUGAGCUCUCCAUCCUCUGGACACUGGCUGUGGCUUAUUCCUUCUGGUACCCACAGGCUUACUUCCCCAAGUGCAUCAAGACCAGGAGGCAUUUCUUCUGGCUGACUGGUAUCACCACCGUGAUCAGCACCCUGAUGUCUUUUGUCAAGCCCACCCUCAAUGCCUACGCGCUCAACUGCAUCGCCUUCCACCUGCUGUACCUGACCUGGAAGGAGCUCAAGAAGUGCAAUGACAAGCGUGUUCACCGGAUGGCCGCGGUCAUGGUGAUGUGGUGGGCACUGGCCAUCACCAGCUGGAUCAGUGACCGCUGGCUCUGCUGGCUCUGGCAGGCCAUCAACUUCCCCUACUUCCACAGCUUCUGGCACGUGCUGAUCGCCUUGUCCCUGCUGUACUGCUGCCCGCUGGUCAUCUACUUCGACGUCAGCUACGAGAUGCCCUCGUUCAAGCCAAAGCUGGAGUACUGGCCCAGCGACUCGUGGCCUGUCGUGGUGCCCUACGUCACCCUGGAGGAGCCCCACAAGCAGUGCUAG